Molecule: messenger RNA, 2418 nt
Organism: Trypanosoma cruzi
Lineage: Eukaryota; Euglenozoa; Kinetoplastea; Trypanosomatida; Trypanosomatidae
Exons: 1
Coding region: 1-2418 (805 amino acids)
Source: RefSeq, a predicted model, not a curated record
AUGAGGAGGGAUGCUUGGAGGGCGGGCGUGGAUCCUGCGAGAAUGAACACAGGAGAGGUCGACGGUGUGGGAGACAGUAACGAGUCGUGCCGGGAGGAGUUGGCGAGCGCGGCCUCGCGUCAAACCGUUCCACCUCGACGACCGACAGACGAGGACGGGACGGACGUUAUUGCCCAGGAGGCCCGUGAACUUAUUGAACGGAUGCGUGUGGAAUUGAGUCAGUUAAGAGGUUCCGUGGAUCUCCGUGAGAAUACGGAGCGUUUGAUGUCCCUCAGGGCUGCGCGCCAUUUGAUGGCUUAUAAGCGCCGAUCCGACGCUGAGAAUCAGCAGUCAGAGAAUGUCGCAGAGUCUCAGCGAAUUGCACAAACUGAUUUUUUUUUUGUUCCCAUGGCGACGGCACCGAUGACACGUCUCACUGUGUGUAGCCACCAGGAGAAGGGGGCGCGGCAAAAACGAUUUAAGCAGCGGAGGAUUGACGCCGGACCCUCUCAGGACUCUCCUCCGUGGAAUUCCUCUACAAUUCUUCAGAAUAGUGACAAAACUACGGCGAAAAAGGUACCCGGUUCAACUGUUUCAGUUCGGGAUUGCCCGUUGGCUCCCACGAAGGGGAUUGCGUCAACUGCCCACACGUUAGCUGAGUUUAAUAGGGUCAGUAACUGCUUGGAACGGACCUCUUCUUUAGAGGGAAAUGAGGUCGAUGAUUUAACUGAUAAAAAGGGGGUUGUUUCCCGGGUUGACGAGAUAUGGGUCCGUGACUAUUUACGACGGCUUAACAUUGUGGCACGUGGGCCAACGGAGUCGGAAGGACGCAUCGAUGAUCCUGUGCUGAAUGGAGUUGCGCUGCAUCAUCUUGUGAGUAUUGCGUUGAAUAGGGAUUUAAAGGAGGGGCGUGCCACACACCCCGCGAUUGUGUUAAAACCUCAAAAUUUGGAUGAUGUUCGGUUGAAUUAUGUUGUGGCUUUGAAUCUCUUGCGGGCUGCGGAGAAUGGCGCGACCUUACAAAUCCCUAGAGAAUGUCGUCUCCUACGCCCAGAGAGUGUAAUUUUGAGAGGGGAUUCAGUAGCACUUUUUACUUUAAUGCGCACAGUUGUCGAUGCGUAUUUGCCGAUAGCAUGCGAAGAGCUUUGGGCAGCUCCGUCACUGACAUGGCAGCCUCACCCAGAUGGAGGGGGUUACACACCGAGCGCGAUGCGUUCUCUUGAGUUGGAAGUGUGUGCUUUUUUGCAGUCUCAGAAUGUGUUGGCUGACCCUGUUGUGCAUCAGUUACCACCUGAUGAUGCCCCUGUUCCAGACGCCCUUAGUGCGCCCUUUCUUGCACCGCAGAGAAAGCUGUGGUGCAUGCGGACUGAGGGAUUCCCUUCAUUGUAUAUUCCUUCUGUUUUCCCGUUUUUCACGAACGGCACGGCUUUGUGCGAUCUUGUGGGGAGGGUCACGGGUAACCGUCUUUCUGUUUACAGGAAUCCCAGGGUGAAAUCCAACUGUAUGGAGAAUAUUCAGGCGGCGUUUACGGUGCUGCAGAGAUAUUGCCCCGCGAAGAUGAGUCCGUUUUUUAUUGAAUCGCCUGAAUGCGUGUUUUAUGGGGAUCGACGAUACAUUUUGCUGCUCCUAGAGGACAUAAUGCGGAUGGCCCAUGGUGUCCCUCCGCGGCGACACGCUCCACGCUCAACCGAUACACCGCACUUUGGACGACAACGUUCCUCUCAGGUUCCAAAUACCUUAACUGUGGGGGUGACGCAGUCGUCGAGCUCGGCGUCAAUGUCUGAGGUGCAGAAACAACAGCGUUUGGGUGAGUUGGCGCCAAAGCUGUUCGAAAAGAAUCCUGGCAAAGAAGAAGGCUUACGAGACCCGGAUAGGGCAACACCGCGGUGCGUCAUUGCUUCACCGCUUUCGGAAGGCCGGCGGGCAGGGCGCCCGACUCAGGCCAAGCAAGUACCCUUUUCUUCUGCACCGUUGGUUGAAACGAAUAUCACGUUAGGUGCACUGGAUACGCCUGUUGCCAUUUUGAACGGCGUGGAGUACAUGGAUGACGAGGUAGCGAUGAUGCAAAAGUGGCUUAUUGAGGUUCUUGGCCCGGGCUUUCAUUACACCGCUGCGGACCAUUCUUUUUCCGUCUCUUGUCGCGAUCUCCAGCUGGGCGGAACGUCCCUCAUAUUUUCUGAUGGUGUUGUUUUGGCGCACAUGAUACGUCUUCUGGAGCGGCGUCGCUGCGUGGAGCUCGAGUCAAUAGAAAUGCAUGCGAAGGCCACGGCAGCAAAACGGCGUAAUAUUAAGAAGUGCGUUUCAUUUUUGCAGACUGAGAAGCGUGCUUUGCUCAAUGUGCCGCUACUGGACGAGAUACUUCUUGCCGGCGAUCGCCUUGGCGUGCUGUACGUUGUGCAAUGCCUUAGGAAUACCUAUCGCUUUGCCGUGAGGGUAUAG